Exophiala bonariae is the source of this 1455-nucleotide messenger RNA. RefSeq lists its product as uncharacterized. Bases 1 to 1455 code for a protein of 484 amino acids. NCBI's taxonomy places the organism in Eukaryota, Fungi, Ascomycota, Eurotiomycetes, Chaetothyriales, Herpotrichiellaceae. The transcript has a single exon. The record is from RefSeq and is a predicted model, not a curated record.
AUGAGUUCACGACCAACUUCUUCUCGGCGACUGCUCGUCUCCUCGCCUCCACCUUCGAAGGCACUUCUAAGCUUACAGAACCAAGGACUUGAGCUUCCAGCCUCUCCAUCAUCUCUGUCCCUUCUCUCUGCCCAGCAUGCGUCCGCGAGGUCGACCCCGUCUGAUAUGGACAAGCCCUUACCAUUAGAGCCAUUCGAUAGACAAAGGCGCUCUUCCAGUGUGUACAGCACCGAUACGACAAUUACAAACAUAAUCCGCAUGUAUGGAGGCUAUCGUGAUGUUGAUGAGUUACCAGAUCUGCCGUCCAUGCCUUUAAUACAUCAGCCUCAAGCCUACCGGGACACGGUUGCACCACUGUUGGUCAAACGCCUGAGCCUGAAUCGAUCGCCAUCACCGAGGCCACCAACACCUCCACGACCACGACCGAAAGCAUCAAUAUCAAGCUUUUCAUUAAGGUCUAAUGCCAAGAAGACUGCACCGAGCUUCAUCGAAUUUUCACGCAAUCUGGAAGACCGUCGGAACGAGCUUGUCUCCCCGUUUACACCUAAUACAGACCAUCAUCGUCAAGCCGCCUAUGAUCAACUUUUCCCACCGUCGACUCAGAACUCGUCACCUGAGCUACCCAUCUCAGUCUCGCACACUCCACCAUUACCGGAUGCCAUGUCAGUGACCGUCUCAAGUAUUGCAGAGUCGGACCUGUUGCCAUCGCCGCCCAAUUUACGCAGCACGAGUCCACCAAGUCCGAUUUUUGACACGCCUGGCCAGUUUUCAGCCUUACCUGGGCGAGACGACUCGCCAUUGUCUUCCAGCUCGCGACAGAGGUAUAGAAGCCGACAUUGGUCUGAGAAUUGGCUUGAGGAUGAAUUAGGAGUCGUCAGUCCGGUAUCAGGUUCAUCCCCGGUGAAAGAUGGAAAGAAUUCGGCCGAUUAUGGCAGAGUAUGUUCUGCAUCAUCCUCGGGGUCAGCAGACCAUCCAGAUGUGAAUCCUGAGUCGUUCGGAAAGAAGAAGUCAUUGAGGAGCAGUGGUCGUUCCAGCUUACAGCAAGGAGUCAACGGCCUACUACGAUCACUCUCGAUAUCCAGCCGACGAACUCGAGAUCGCACAAGUGAACCACGACAGCGACAGUUGGCAAUUCAACCCACACCAUAUCAAAGGUAUGGGGAUCAGAUCUGGAAGAACAAAAAAGCCAAAAAGAUGACUCAACAUGACGAGGUGGGCCACAACCGGGGCAAGUCGAUGGACCUUGUCACCGCUUAUCAAAGUGGACAGAGUCAAUUCGUCAGUGUCCUUGAGGGAGCGAAACGGAAGUUGAGGAGAAAGUCCUCACACAAGCGACGAGGAAAGCUCAAGCAGAGUAUCAUUUUGGUGGGACCUAAUCAGGCGGUAGGUAAUAUGAGUGAUAAAUACGGAUCUGAGCGAUUCAUUGUACCGGAAGAUGAUAGACGAUAUAUUUAA